Thyridium curvatum is the source of this 807-nucleotide messenger RNA. RefSeq lists its product as uncharacterized. The record is from RefSeq and is a predicted model, not a curated record. Gene Ontology annotation, biological process: positive regulation of protein phosphorylation; signal transduction; cell division. Lineage: Eukaryota; Fungi; Ascomycota; Sordariomycetes; Thyridiales; Thyridiaceae. The transcript is spliced from 3 exons. The coding region runs from base 1 to 807 and encodes 268 amino acids. Gene Ontology annotation, cellular component: nucleus; cytoplasm. Gene Ontology annotation, molecular function: protein kinase activator activity.
AUGGCUUCCGGAGAGGACGCGCUCGGUGCUUAUCGCCUCCCACGGCCCUUGCCGCUCUGGCUCAAUGCCGCCUACGCACGGCACAUCGUCAAAGGCAAUUUCAUGACCCUCAGUGCCCGCCCCAGGACGGUCGAGCCGGGUGAGUGGAUCGCACAUCAAGUUGUUGAACAUUACCGGAAUCUGUGGAAUUUCGUACGUGUCAUCUUCGAGAAGGAAGAUGAUGGAUCGAGUAUCUGCAAUGCUACCACUUGCCCUCGCAUGUCUGCUGGAGCGAAUCACUCCUAUACCUGGCUCAAUGCGCGGCGUGAACCAGUCGAGAUCCCAGCUCCAGAGUAUGAGAUGAUGAUGCAGCAGUGGAUCUCACGAAAGAUCGAUGACCCAAGCCUCUUUCCCACCGAUGCAUCAGGCGUGUCCUAUCAGCCCAACCAGGCCUUCUCCACUCCCCUCUCUGAUCUGUCGGGAGCCUCUGAAGGCUGGGUCGGGAAGCGAAGUGGCUUCCCCAAGGAAUUCUUUGGUGUCUGCCAGCAGAUCUUCCUGCAGAUGUUCCGCGUCUAUGCUCACUUGUACUGGGCCCAUUUCCUCGACUUCUAUCACCUCAACCUGGAGAAGUCGCUCAACAGCUGCUUCAGUCACUUUAUCCUCACGGCAACUGCCCUGGACAUGCUGGCACCGCAGGAUGUCGAGCCCAUGCAGCCUCUGAUCGACCUCUGGGCUGCCAACGGCACCUUCCCGCCCGAAUCGAAGGCCUAUACCUUUGCCAACCUACAGGCUGGUCAACAACUCCUCCAUCUUGCUGGUGUAUCUUGA